AUGUUUAUUGCUAUGUUUGUGUUUAUUGUUAUGUUUGUGUUAUUUUUAUGUUUGUGUUUUGUGUUGUUUUUAUAUUUGUGUUUUGUGUUUUUUGUUUUGUGUUUGUGUUUAUUGUUUUGUGUUUUAUGUUUAUGUUUGUGUUUGUGUUAUUUUUAUGUUUGUGUUUCUUUAUUUGUUUGUGUUUGCGUUUGUGUUUGUGUUUUAUAAAAAGUUUGUUUUGUGUUAUACAAGAUGUUUGUUUUUAAAGAAAUUUGUAGUUGUUCAA
Messenger RNA from Meloidogyne enterolobii, 265 nucleotides. The record is from the annotation of a GenBank genome assembly. NCBI's taxonomy places the organism in Eukaryota, Metazoa, Nematoda, Chromadorea, Rhabditida, Meloidogynidae.